Messenger RNA from Durio zibethinus, 803 nucleotides. RefSeq names its product PTB domain engulfment adapter. NCBI's taxonomy places the organism in Eukaryota, Viridiplantae, Streptophyta, Magnoliopsida, Malvales, Malvaceae. The record is from RefSeq and is a predicted model, not a curated record.
AUGUCAUCUCUUUCCUUCACAAAAUCAACAGUGACAAGAGGCAAAGAUGAAGUUUAUGUGGCAGCAGUUGCACUAAGAGCUACAAGGGGACCAGCCCAGCUUUUCAUGUCUGCUGCUUACUCUCUCAAUCUGUGGGACUUGCAGCACUUCAUGGUCAUCAUCAAACCCUCUCCUCCUCCUCUUCAUUCUCAGGCCAUUGUUUUUGAUUUUCAACCUAAAGAUCCUGAGAACAUAUACACAGCACUUGCAGCUAUAUCUGGUAGAGCAGUACCAGGAGUUGUUCUUACAAGGAUGUUAAAAAAGCUGCCUAGGAGCAGAUGUUGGUUUGUUGGAUAUUCGGAAGAGGAUGCUGUCGAUAAAGCCUAUAAGUUCAACAACACAUGGGAAGCUGAUUUGAGAGUUGGGUUUCAUGACUGUCGAGAUUAUACAAAUGGAUUGGUUGAACACCUCACUGGUGAAAAAUUGGUGUUGGAGCACCUGAGACGGACCACUGGUGAUCAGAGUUAAACCAUUAUUUCUAUACGUUAAACUUGAUCACAAGCAAUGUUAUCCACAGUCUACAAUAGCAGUAUUAGUUUUGGUGUUAAAAGGCCAUAUGCUCAUACAUUCAUCAGAGUAAAUUCCAUAGAAUCCAGAUUUUAGAAGUCUCAGGUUAAAUAUGGUCUUUGUUACUUGAAUAAUAAAAAAUUGUUCUCUUCCUUGCAAGGAAUUUUAUUAAUUGGUCUAUUUACACCAUAUUAAUCUGUUUAUUUGGUUUCUUGAACCUUUCAACUGCCAUCUGUAUGCAAUAGGCCAAAUCCAUA